UGAAUAUUUGUGCAUUCUUGUUCAUCCGAUUCCUUAUUAACCUACCCACGCCCAACCGUAGUGCGUGACUUGUGUGAUUUGCAUCUUUCCCCCUCACCUGAAUUUAAUCCCGCAAAGCUGAGCUUCGAUCGUCUUUAUUUUUAAAUAUCUUGGCGUAUCGUACAUUCAGAUCAAAAGAGAGCAGUUCAUGCUAAUAAACGAUGGGUGAUUAGCUUGAGAAGGCUAAUACAUGUGUGUAACAGGGAUGACAAUUGUUUGGAGAGACAUGCGAGGCUGUGCGUUUUGUUGAAGCAAGAAGGCUAAUGACAAUUUUCAUGUGACUGACUUUUUGGACUCGAAAUUGACCCGCUUUUUCUCUCGGAGAUGUCGUUGGGUCCGAGUGCAACGACUUCUGUGUCUAUCCCGCCCACGCCAAGCGAGCUUUUCUUGCUUAACCUCCCUUUUAUAUGCCCAUCACUGAGCAAAACACCUCCGAGGAUAAACAGCCAUUGCUGGCCUCUGAAGAAGCUCACGAAGAUGCCUCCACGACCCAGUUCGCUGCACCUCCCGUAACUGCCGUAUCCGCCGUAUCCACCGAUCAAGCGACCGCGGAACUUCGAGCCGAAGACGCUACCACCAUCUUUGAGGCGGCUCAACGAGGAUCGUUUCAGACCAUCCGUUACUUGCUUGAUAACAAAUUAGCCUCUGUCAACGAUGUCGAUGCGGGCGGGAUCACCCCUUUGCACUACGCUACGUUGGCCCAUAACGAUGUCUGUGUAAAAUAUCUCAUUGAUCGAGGCGCCACAGUGGAUGCGCCCGGAGGAGACCUGAAAGCAACCCCGCUUCACUGGGCCGCAAGACAGGGCCGACUAGCUUCCGUUCAUCGACUGAUUAAAGAAGGCGCUAAUCCGACAUUGAAAGAUGCGCAAGGAUUCAAUGUACUUCAUUUGGCAGUGCAUUCGUCUCAAGCUUUGUUGGUGCUGUAUCUUCUGUAUCUCGGCAUGGAAAUCGACGCUGCCGAUGAUGUCGGUGGCCAUACCCCACUCAUGUGGGCUGCUUACCAAGGACACGCCAUUACUUGCGAUUUAUUACUGCGUUUUGGCGCCAGCGUGCAAGUCACGGAUCAUUCCCAACUCACACCUCUGCAUUGGGCCGUCGUCAAAGGGAAUAAAAUGUGCGUUCGAAAACUACUCGAGCACGGCGCGGAUCCUCAUGCCCGCGAUCAGUCGGGCAAGUCCGUCAUGGAUUUUGUCCAUGAAAAGAAACUCGAACGCGUAUGGGAUCGGGCCGUCCUGGAAUUCGAUGUCAUGGCCGAAGAUAAACCACAACUAGCCUCGCGGAUCGGACAAUACCCUGGAUCCAAGGGGCAUCACCUCUCCAAGCGCAAACUAAAUACCAUUAUCUAUUUUGCUCCUUUUGUCAUGCUAUUCAUGGCCUUAAAGACGUUGUCGCUGUUUCCAUGGUACGCUGGUCUGCCAUUGGCUGUGUUUGAAUUCAUGGCCAUCCAUAUCAUGAUUGUCAAAUACCUUAUACCUGUGCCGAGCAACGAUGCUUUAUGGAAAACUCCUUACUUCUCUGCCAUAUUUCAAUCGUCCGCUUUUUGGGUCCUUUUGACUUGGGCGUUUGUCGUUUUACCUGCAACCAUGCCGCUUCUCAACAUUUUAUUCAUGAUUUCCUUCUUUGUCGCCAUGUACGCUUUCUAUCGAGCCGUGAUGAUGGAUCCUGGAUUUGUGAAGAAGGACUUGCCACGAGACCAGCAACAGCAGUCGGUCUUUGAAUUAGCCGAAGCCAAUACCCUCGAUAUUCGCCACUUCUGUGUAACUUGCCUGAUCAAGAAGCCAUUGCGUUCCAAGCACUGCAAGAUAUGCAACCGAUGUGUAGCUCGCUUUGACCAUCAUUGUCCAUGGAUUUUCAACUGUAUUGGUUUUCGUAAUCACCGUUUAUUCAUGGUCUUCCUUCUCAAUAUGGUGGUCGCUAUUAUUACUUUUGUGUUUCUGGUAAUGGAAUAUUUAUCAAACACAGCUCCUAUCACGGAAGUGCAAUCGGAAGAUGGGUGUUUCCUCGGAUCCACACUUUGCAGUUACUUUGCGUUUGAUACGUGGACAUUGGCGCUCACCAUCUGGACGUCUUUCCAGUUAUCAUGGUCCCUCGUUUUGCUUGUUGUUCAAUGUUAUCAGAUUGCAGUUGCUACCACCACGAAUGAAAGUGCCAACGCUCAUCGAUAUGGGUACAUGAACGGCCAACCUGCUGAUGGUCCAAGCAUGGUAGCCAACUUGGCAGCGGGAGCCGCCGGUGGAGUAGCCGGCGUGGAUGGACCUGAUCUGAAUCCGAACGGUGGGCCUGCAGUACACAGCCAUGGUCAUCGACACGCUCACGGCCAUGGCCACGCUGGCGGGUUCUGUCCUUGUAUGCAAUUAUUCGCUGGAGCCCGAAGUCUUCACAAACAACGCACCCGACGACGUAACGCCGGUCAGCUUGGAGGAAAUGCUUUUGAUCAAGGAUGUUGGACCAAUUGCGUCGAAUUUUGGUCCGACUCCCACGACGGACGGUCCGGUAAUGUGAAUUGGUACGAAUUAUACGAUGUCGGACAAAUCUACAGCAAAUACCCGCCGUUAUCAACGAAUCGUUGUUGUCAAGAAGAAGUUUAGCGUGAUUUUCAGGCAUUCUUCAUGUUCGAUAACACGGACAACCUAGCCUCUUUCACAAAAACAAAAAAGGUAUUCAUUGCAACCAUCUGCAUAUUUUUUCAAUUAGUCUUUGUACAGUUUAUUCCAAGUUACCCUGCCUUUAAUGAUAAAAAAAAAAACUUAUCCAACUAGACUAUAAUGUUGGAGUAUCAUGUUGGUAAUCUCUCGGAUACAUGGUGGCCUAUCCUCUCUCUUUUUUUUAUUUUUUUAUUUGGCUUGCUGCUGCUGUUUUCCAAAAAAAAAAAGGGGGGGG
Radiomyces spectabilis is the source of this 2919-nucleotide messenger RNA. RefSeq lists its product as uncharacterized. The coding region runs from base 447 to 2627 and encodes 726 amino acids. Lineage: Eukaryota; Fungi; Mucoromycota; Mucoromycetes; Mucorales; Radiomycetaceae. Gene Ontology annotation, cellular component: Golgi membrane. Gene Ontology annotation, biological process: protein palmitoylation. The transcript is spliced from 8 exons. The record is from RefSeq and is a predicted model, not a curated record. Gene Ontology annotation, molecular function: protein binding; palmitoyltransferase activity.